This is a messenger RNA of Misgurnus anguillicaudatus (oriental weatherfish), 3290 nucleotides long. NCBI's taxonomy places the organism in Eukaryota, Metazoa, Chordata, Actinopteri, Cypriniformes, Cobitidae. The record is from RefSeq and is a predicted model, not a curated record.
CACAGUUCAAAUAGAAACAUAAAUAAUAUUAGUGAAAUAAAUAAUAUAUAUAAUAAUAUAUAAUAUAAUUAAUAAAUAGCAAUAAAUAGAUAAAUACGUUAUUUAGAAACCACACAAUAUAUUAAAAUAUUGAUUUUGUAAAAGUUUUAAUUCUUUUAAUGAUGUUGAACCAUCCCUUUAGUUUAAUAUCACUCUGCCCCUUUAAGACACUUUCACAGCUAUGCACGAGCUGUUUUGUUUUGUUUUGUUUUGUUUUUUUAACAUUAACGGCAGAAGCUAACGGAAAAUCGAUAAGAUACACACGGAAUCCAGACACCUUAAACUAAACUCCAAAAUUAGGCUUAUUUAACACUUCUAAUAUUUUGUUCAUCGAGAAUCAUCCCUAUAACAUCUUAGCGGUGGUUUUGAGGAGUGUUUUGAAGACGGUUUUGGCCAGGUUUUUUUCCCCUACACGGAAAAGUUUGUGGACAGCUCGACGCCGGAUCGGACCUUUGGAUAAUCAGCGUAUUGCGAGACAGCAUACGAAUGAACAGAUAUUUCAACUGGAUACUAGAUGGCGAGCCAACCCAAGGAUCUCUAACCUGCAAGAACUGAAACACCGCAUUCUGAUCGCUUACACGGUUUGACCUGAACAAAGUGAACCACUGAGCUAUAUUCUUUUAAUCACAUUGGACAUUGACCUUUGAACACAUCGAAUUGGACGGAUCCUCUGAACUGAAAUUCUGAAAUUGCAACACAAUAAUUUAGAUUUAUUGAAUAGAGAAAUUGGUGAAUAGGUGAAUGUAUGAAUGAAAAUUUGUUGAUGUAUUGUAUUUUUUUUUUCUUUUAUGUUUUCUGUUAAAGUGAGACUCCAAAGUGUAGCAAUUGCACAAACAAAAGAAACAUUUAAAUCCUUACAUUUUACCUGCAAAGAAAGAGUUAGACCCUAUAAAGUGAAACAAUCACACUAACAUAAGCACACUAAAAUACGUACCUGUUCCCUUAAAGAAGAGUUAACUUAAAAGAAAACUAGAAACAAAUAGCUUAAAAAUAGUUAAAGCAACUGUUCUAAAAGAGCUGAUUAAAAUUUAAUAGACCGGUCUAAGAACAAAACUAACCAGAAUAAACCCAUACUUAAACCAGUUAAAUCCAUUUAAACUUAUUUAAAUAAGAAAAGAUUAAAUAUAAAGGAUUUAAAAUUAUUUAUUAUACAUAUCGUACUGUAAAUAUUUAUUGAUUAUUUAUUGACAGACAUCUUUUACUGUAAAUAUUUAUUGAUUAUUUAUUGAUCUACAUUUUGUGGGGUACAUAUUUAUCAAUACAUUUAUUGAAUAACUUAUAUUGAUAUAUUUAUUUAAUUAUUCUAUUUAUCUUACUAACUUACCUAUUCCAUUCUUAUUCCUGUUCAGUAAACUGCUAAUUAAUUUAUAUAAGUUUUCAUGUCUCAUGUGUCUUUUCUAAUAUAACAUACACCACUCAACGAACCUAGAACUGGUCCAGUAGCAUAGUUAUUACGAUUGCAGUGACAUAAGUGCUACAUAAAAUUUGGCGAGCCAGCAGCCAGGAGUGGUAUUAAUCAAAAUAAAAUAGAGUUAAAACUAGAGUCUAACCUUAACGAGACAUGGAAGCAGUCCAGCAUAACAAUGUAAAAGUCCCUAAUGCUGUUAUCGUUAGUGGCAUUACCGAUACAGAAACAGAUGAAGAACUUUUUGACUUUCUUAAGCAAUAUGGUUCCAUCGAAAGAAUAAUUCCCAUAGACUCCACACACACAGCACACUCAGACAAGCAAGUCAUUAUAGAAUAUAGAUAUGGCACAGCUGUACAGGCACUUGCAUCUUUAUUGCCCUACACACUUGACACUAGUUCCCCAGCUAAAUACAGUUACUGCAUUAGAACCCUAGCUAGUGUCUACACACCUGUAGUUAGCAAAACAGCUACACAGACCUACCUCUCUGAGCUGAAGGAGAUAGCAAAGCAGACUGGCAAGGACCUUGCAACUCUCCUUAAAGAAGAACUCUCCAUCAUCAGCAAUGCUGUUGACCUCGAGAAUCCCGAGACUCAAAGGGACAGCAUGGAAUUGAAAUCACCUGAGCAACAUCUUCCACAAAGAGCCACACAGGUUGGCCCUCAGAACACAUUUCCAGAGCAGCAUGUCCAGCCAGGCGGCGACUGGGCGCCACCUCCAGCACCAGCCAAAGAGACACCAUCUGUUCUGAAACUCUGUGACAUGAAUCCACCAGAAAUUCAGAAAGUAAUCAUUGAACACAUUGUGCGAAAUGAAGACUCUGCUAUGCAUGUAAACACAGCCCUAAGAAUCCGACCCUUUUCUGGGCAUCUCCCUAGACCCAACAAUGAGGCAGAUUAUGAGACCUGGCGCUCUAAUGUGGGACUUCUUCUCAAAGACACUAGGCAAUCAGACCUGCACAAAUCACGGAAGCUCCUUGAAAGCCUCUUGUCACCUGCCAUUGACAUUGUGAAGCACCUGACACCCGAAACACCUCCAAGUGUAUAUCUGGAUAUCCUGGACUCUGCAUUUAGCACCGUUGAAGAUGGCGACGACCUAUUUGCAAAGUAUCUCAAUACAAUGCAAGACAGUGGUGAGAAACCCUCAACUUACCUCCAACGGCUGCAGGUGAUGUUGAAUGCCACCCUCAGGAGGGGGGGUGUCUCUGCAAGUGAGUUUGACAGGCAGCUUCUGAGACAAUUUGUCAGAGGUUGUUGGGACAACACCUUGAUAUCUGAGCUGCAACUGGAGCAGAAAAAGCUAAAUCCACCUACCUUUGCAGAACUGCUGCUGUUACUCCGCACAGCAGAAGACAGGCGAGCUUCCAAAGCAUCUCGGAUGAAGCACCAUCUCAGUUCCUCAAAACCCAAGGUGUCAUCCCAUUACCAAGGCAUUUGUGUGCAGUAUGAUGAAGAAUGCAGUACAUCGCAUUUACCUUCUCCUUCACCAGAGAUUCAAGAUCUGAAAAGGCAAAUAGCAGAUUUACAAACCCAGCUUGCACGUGUCACGCAGAAAAGUCAAAGAAAGAACCAAGCUAAGCCAGCUCCCAAACUGAAGGUGCCCACACCUGGUUUUAUGGGAGUUCAGACUCCCACACCUCACAGCCAAGAUGAAAAGACCAACAGCAGCAGGAGACCAAAACCUUGGUACUGCUUCAGGUGCGGAGAGGAUGGACACAUCAAGCCACAGUGUGAUGGUGAACCAAAUCCCUCUCUGGUAGCCUCAAAAGGAAAGCUGUUGAAGGAAAAGCAGCAAGCAUGGGAUGUUGUAAACAGCACUUCAGAGCCUAAGAAUUUUUAGAGCCAGU